Thermothelomyces thermophilus ATCC 42464 is the source of this 357-nucleotide messenger RNA. RefSeq lists its product as uncharacterized. Gene Ontology annotation, cellular component: RNA polymerase I complex. NCBI's taxonomy places the organism in Eukaryota, Fungi, Ascomycota, Sordariomycetes, Sordariales, Chaetomiaceae. Gene Ontology annotation, biological process: DNA-templated transcription; termination of RNA polymerase I transcription. The annotation marks the transcript as partial. The transcript is spliced from 2 exons. The record is from RefSeq and is a predicted model, not a curated record. Gene Ontology annotation, molecular function: DNA-directed RNA polymerase activity; zinc ion binding; nucleic acid binding.
AUGGCCGCAAUUGGUUCCUUGAUCUUCUGCACAGACUGCGGAAACCUCUUGCCCCCUUCCAAAGGCAGCGAAAAGAACAUUCUUCAUUGCGACUGCUGUGGAGCCGAGAACAGAGAAGAUCAACCCUGGAAAACCGUGACAACGAGGACGAAGCCCUCUGAUUUCCCCUCUGCACUACGACAGAAGCUCUCGAUUGUCCAAACUGUGGAGAGGCACAAGGUUCAAACAGAGCGUAUUGACGCCAACACCGAGUGCCCCAAGUGCGGAAAGACCGGAGUGCGCUACUCUGAGGUGCAGCAAAGGAGCGCCGAUGAAGGUUCAACCAUCAUUUACAACUGUGACUGCGGUGAAAGGUUC